AGCUGCCUGCCCUUACCGUUGAGGGGGAGCUGGCCCAAAGGCGCUUCCCGAGCUGCAGAGGGGAGGCCGUGGCGGGGCCCCGCUGCCCGGCGGGCAGGCGCUGAGUUUCCCCGGUGAAAACAAGUUUCUAAAAUACAGUAAGCAUUUUCUGACUGGUGGCUGGCUUGAGAAGACCAUCACCAAGCUGCGUGGGGACGUUCUUUGAGCUUCCACUCUUACCUCUCUCAUGGACAAACACAAAGUGAAGCGGCAACGCCUGGAUCGCAUAUUUGAAGUAAAAGUUUGAACGCCGUCCAGGCUACAGAGGUUGCAGUGGAUAAGAAGUUUAAGAGCUUUGGUUCAAGAUUACAGGAGGCUGCAAGACAAAUUAAAGACAUGAAAAUGAGGAUGGAAUGACAGGCUGCUAUUUUGCCUCAGAAUGCUGAAGAUUGUAAAGCAUUGAGAAAUCGAAUUCAUGACCCUGGAAAUCAAGCUCAGAUUAAGAGAUGUCAGGCAUUCGACCUCCAAUCAUGAACGGGCCCAUGCACCCGCGCCCCCUGGUCGCGCUGCUGGAUGGCAGGGACUGUACAGUAGAAAUGCCUAUUCUGAAGGACGUAGCCACAGUGGCAUUUUGUGAUGCUCAGUCUACACAAGAGAUUCAUGAAAAGGUACUAAAUGAAGCAGUGGGGGCACUGAUGUAUCACACUAUCACUUUAACACGAGAAGACCUGGAGAAAUUUAAAGCACUUCGAAUAAUUGUCCGAAUUGGCAGUGGUUUUGAUAAUAUUGACAUCAAAUCUGCUGGAGAUUUAGGGAUCGCCGUGUGUAACGUGCCAGCUGCCUCAGUAGAAGAAACAGCAGAUUCUACCAUGUGCCACAUUCUGAACCUCUACAGGAGAACCACCUGGCUGCACCAGGCUCUGCGGGAAGGCACGAGAGUACAGAGCGUGGAGCAGAUCCGGGAAGUGGCUUCUGGGGCUGCCAGGAUCCGAGGGGAGACCUUGGGCAUUAUUGGAUUAGGGCGUGUUGGGCAAGCAGUAGCACUACGUGCCAAAGCCUUUGGCUUCAGUGUGAUCUUCUAUGACCCAUACCUCUCGGAUGGCAUGGAGCGAGCUCUGGGACUGCAGCGGGUCAGCACCUUGCAGGACCUGCUGUUCCACAGUGACUGUGUUACCCUGCACUGCAACUUGAACGAACACAAUCAUCAUCUUAUUAAUGACUUCACCAUCAAGCAGAUGAGACAAGGGGCUUUCCUGGUCAACACAGCUCGAGGUGGGUUAGUAGACGAAAAAGCACUUGCACAGGCCCUGAAGGAAGGAAGGAUACGAGGGGCAGCCUUAGAUGUACAUGAGUCAGAACCAUUCAGCUUUAGUCAGGGCCCCUUGAAGGAUGCCCCAAACCUGAUCUGUACCCCACAUGCAGCCUGGUACAGUGAACAAGCCUCCAUCGAGAUGCGGGAGGAAGCUGCGCGAGAGAUCCGGAGGGCGAUCACAGGUCGUAUUCCAGACAGUCUGAAAAACUGUGUUAACAAAGAUCAUUUGACUGCAGCUACACAUUGGGCCAGCAUGGAUCCUGGAGUUGUUCAUCCAGAGCUUAAUGGUGCUGCAUACAGCAGGUACCCCCCAGGCGUUGUAAGCGUGGCCUCCACCGGCAUCCCAGCAGCGGUAGAAGGAAUAGUCCCCAACCCCAUGUCUUUAUCACACGGCCUCCCCGCUGUAGCCCACCCGCCCCACGCUCCUUCCCCUGGCCAAACUGUCAAACCAGAAGCUGAUAGAGACCACCCCAGCGACCAAUUGUAGCCUAGGAGAACAGCAUUCCCAGCUCCGGAGACUCCGGCUUCCGCGCCCGGAAACAAACCAACGAAACCCUGCAUUUGGAGUCAAGGCAGAACCACGAACUUAACAGGAGGAGACGAUUCUUGUUCUAGAAACUGGUCCAAUUUACAGUGUGAAAGGAAAAGGUGGGAGACAGGAGAGAGAAAAAAA
This is a messenger RNA of Dryobates pubescens (Downy woodpecker), 1964 nucleotides long. It is a transcript of the gene CTBP1, whose product is annotated as C-terminal binding protein 1. NCBI's taxonomy places the organism in Eukaryota, Metazoa, Chordata, Aves, Piciformes, Picidae. The record is from RefSeq and is a predicted model, not a curated record. Gene Ontology annotation, molecular function: NAD binding; oxidoreductase activity, acting on the CH-OH group of donors, NAD or NADP as acceptor; transcription corepressor activity. The coding region runs from base 486 to 1778 and encodes 430 amino acids. The transcript is spliced from 11 exons.